Molecule: messenger RNA, 1134 nt
Organism: Ixodes scapularis (black-legged tick)
Lineage: Eukaryota; Metazoa; Arthropoda; Arachnida; Ixodida; Ixodidae
Exons: 2
Coding region: 1-969 (322 amino acids)
Biological process (GO): DNA replication
Molecular function (GO): nucleotide binding; DNA-directed DNA polymerase activity; DNA binding
Source: RefSeq, a predicted model, not a curated record
AUGUUGGAUCCCUGUAGAGGUUUUUCCUCGAUCGAAAUUUCCAAGGUUUGCGGGUCCCAGCUGUAUCUGGAGUUGGGCUUACAGCUGAAGGCCAUUCAUCGCGUUUUAAAGUUUUCGCAGAGUGCAUUCCUUAAAGAUUUCAUCGACUUUAACCACAACCUGCGAAAACAGGCGACAAAUGCUUUUCAAAAGAACCUAUCUAAACUCAUUAUGAAUUCAAUUUAUGGCAAGACAAUCGAAAACCCACGCCAGUACAAUAACGUUGUCAUUAGCGUGAGCGAGGACGAAGUGCUCAAAAACCUGCAGAAGCCUAACCUCAGGCAGUUUGCGGCAAUCAGCCCGACCGUGGUAAUCGUUCAGUUUUCCCAAAGAACGCUACACUUGAACAAACCCGUGUACGCGGGUUUCUCUAUCCUAGAAAUGUCCAAACUGGUCAUGUACGAAUUUUUCUACAAGCAGGUCAGGCGCGUUUUCCCCGACGCUCGCGCAGCGUAUAGUGAUGCGGACUCUUUCAUUCUCCAAAUCACCGACCCGGAUGUAGACUCGAAGCUCGCGACUCUUGCCGAAACUCACCUGGAUACUUCUGGGUACCCGGGCCAUUACCCCUUGUUCUCUCCCGCAAACAAAAUGAAACUAGGAGUGUUCAAAAAUGAAUUCCCAAAAGAUCACAUUCUUGGAUUUGUUUGUCUGAAACCAAAACUCUAUUCGCUCGAACUAGCCUCUAGAGAGCACUAUGUGAGGGCGAAAGGAGUGAAAAGGUGCGAGUACCGUAAGCUAACCUACGAGCUCUACGUUCAAACUCUCGAGCAACAAACUCUGCACAAGAUCACGCAGCGGACUAUCGCUCGUAAGUUGUGCGAGAACAAGACUGUUGCCGUGGAGAAGAUAGGACUCAACCCGUUUGACAACAAGCGCUUCAUCGACACCGACGGUGUUUCAACUCUUCCCUUCGGACAUUGGAGCCUCUAAGUGAAGUGCUUUCUUUUUCUCCAUCAUUUCAGACUGAUGUAUCCGUGUGUACACAAAGGGUUGUGUAAAGGGCCAUUUUUUUGUGUGAUUUUCAUUUAGCGCGAGGGUUUUUCCCCCCCGCCGAGUGUUUGAUGCUUGUAUAAAGAGCUGUCGCGCUCCCUUUGU